Messenger RNA from Morone saxatilis (striped sea-bass), 3173 nucleotides. RefSeq names its product inositol polyphosphate-5-phosphatase E (gene inpp5e). Lineage: Eukaryota; Metazoa; Chordata; Actinopteri; Moronidae. Gene Ontology annotation, molecular function: inositol-polyphosphate 5-phosphatase activity. The transcript has 11 exons. Gene Ontology annotation, biological process: phosphatidylinositol dephosphorylation. Bases 152 to 2077 code for a protein of 641 amino acids. The record is from RefSeq and is a predicted model, not a curated record.
GUCUGUUUUCAAACGUUGCUAAGGAAGUAGGCGAGCUACUUUUAAAUAAGCCACAGUGAAACCAAACAACAGUAAACGAGAGGUGUAUGUCACUUAGCAAUGAGCCAGCCCCAUCCACCUGACCACGGCUGGUCUCAGACAUGAGGAGAGGAUGACUGAGAAUGGAGAGGACAGCCCCCUCCAUCAGUCCUGUGAAGUAGCUGGUAAAGGAGAUUCAGUUGUCAGUGACAGCAGGCGACUCGCUCCCUCCUCAGAAGAUGCCAAAUCGUGCAAGGAGCACAAAGAUGUCCUUAAAUUCACUGCUAAAAACACAGAGGGAGAGAUUGGACCGUACCAGCCUCGGCCCCCCUCACUGCCGCGGCUGUCAAAAUCCAGCAAAAGCAGCUCAGUGGAGGAGACCGUGAGAACCAGGUGGCUGAGAAACAGCCAGGAGAGUCUGAGUGACCCGGCUGAGACUGGCUCCUCCACGGACUCGCUUAAAGACAACCAAACAGCUCCAGGUGGGCUUGUCCUCAGCGCUGCUGCCACCACCGGGAAUGACCAGGACUCCAAAGUGAGACCCCGCUCUGCUGUUACGACAGGAUCCCCAGUCUUCCGGGACAGGGGGAGCAGUCUGUCUGACUAUGAAAGGAGGCCCCCCAGCCAGCAGAGCGACCCCACAGACCACCGGAUGAGGUCCGCAAAGGUGCGUCUGACUCCCGUGCAACCCACGGGGCCGUUGCCUGCUCUGGAGAAGAGCUUUGCGUCAGCCACUUUGAGGGCGGCUAAUAGGAUUGACAGGGAUUGUUUGGAUUAUGCCAUGUUGGCCAGAGAGAAGCUCGGGGAGAGACUCCACAGGAACCUGAGCGACAGCCGGCUUCUGGAGAACAUGGGGUCGGAUAGUGCCUCUGUCAACUCCAUGAGGUCCACCUACAGUGUGCUUAGCCCCAUCAGACCCCAGGAUGUGAGGAACAGGAGCUUUCUGGAGGGCAGCCUGCUGGGAAGCGGCGCCCUGCUCGGUGCUGAGGAGCUGGAUCGCUACUUCCCGGACCGGAGAGUGGGCCUCUACAUAGCCACAUGGAACAUGCAGGGAGAGAAGGGACUUCCAGCCAACUUAGAUGAUCUCCUCCUACCAACAGACUCUGAAUUUGCACAAGACUUUUAUAUCAUUGGGGUCCAGGAGGGUUGUCCUGACAGGAGGGAGUGGGAGACCCGUCUUCAGGAGACUCUGGGACCUUACUACGUCAUGCUGUACGCAGCAUCACAUGGUGUUUUGUAUCUUACCGUAUUUGUCAGAAGAGAUCUCAUCUGGUUCUGCUCAGAGGUGGAGCACGCCACGGUCACAACCAGGAUCAUCUCUCAGAUCAAGACCAAAGGGGCGGUGGGAGUUGCCUUAACCUUUUUUGGCACUUCCUUCCUCUUCAUCACAUCCCAUUUUACCUCUGGAGAUGCCAAAGUUUACGAGAGAAUACUAGAUUACAACAAGAUCGUCGAGGCUCUAGCUCUUCCAAAAGGCCUUCCAGACACCAACCCUUACCGCUCCACACCAUCUGACGUCACCACAAGAUUCGAUCAGGUCUUCUGGUUUGGAGAUUUUAACUUUCGGCUGAGUAAGGACCGAGUCGACGUGGAGACCAUCAUGAACCGCACAGUCAACGGAGAUAUGGGCCCACUGUUGGAGCACGACCAGCUAUCCAAGGAAAUGAAUGACGGUUCAAUCUUUAAAGGCUUCCAAGAGGCACCAAUACACUUCCUCCCCACAUACAAGUUUGAUAUCGGCUAUGAUAUCUACGACACAACUUCUAAACAGAGGACGCCUUCAUACACAGAUAGGAUCUUGUUCAGGAACAGGCAGGCUGAUGACAUAAAAGUGAUCAAGUACACCAGCUGCUCCGGCAUCAAGACCUCAGACCAUCGGCCCGUCAUCGGUGUCUUCCAGGUCAAACUCAGGCCGGGCAGAGACAAUAUUCCCCUGGGAGCGGGGCAGUUUGACCGAGGCUUGUACUUGGAGGGCAUCAGGAGGAGGAUCACCAGAGAGCUGAAGAGGAGGGAGGCCAUGAAGAACCACAGCAGCAGCACCAUCUGCACCAUCUCCUAAAAUCCUAAAAUGAGCUCUCCAGACCAGACUGGAGUAGACUGAACUAUGCCAGAGAAAUGGAAUAUAAAACCAGGCGGCAGAAAAGGACCAAAAGGAAACCAGCGUUGUCUUAACUUAUCAGAGCCCAGCGCUCGUUGUGGUAACUAGGCAGAGCGCGCCCUCUGUUGGGCGUUGUUGGGAACUGUCUGUGUGUGUGCGUGUGUGUCCUGGUGGAAGUGGCUGGCUGUACUUGAGGGCCGGGACCUUGAGUUCAGACAGCCACAGCAGCAGUAGUCUGGCCUUUAUUUAUUCAGCCCCCUCUACUCAAACAUGACUGAGGCAGACAAACGGUGGAGGGGAGGGGGCUGCUAUCGUGGCUUACUCUUCAGACACAUCCAGUCGUGUGAACUGACCUAACCUUAAAGGCUCUGUGUAACUGCACCUGUAUUCUAAUUUUGAGGGUAUUUAAAAAGCAUCAUGAACCACAAUGUUAUGUUUUUCUGAAUGCUCGAUUAGUGUUCACAUGCCUUGUGAAUUUGUCAUCAGGCAGCUGACCAAACGAUUUCAUUUUGGUGGCACAUUUUGGUGGCACAUUUUGGUGCGCUUUCUAACAUAAUUUAGGCGCCUGCCUUUGGCCGAUUUUAACUUGAAUUUUGUUCGAUGCUAAGCUGUGAGAUACAAUAUGACUGAAGAAGGGAGCUUGAGAUGAAAUACGUCAUUUCAAGAGCAUGACGCCGAAGAACGCCAGUCAGGAGGUUGUUACUACUUGUUACAUGAUACUGUUGAAUUUCAGGGAGAUCAAAUGUUUUUUCACUUCCUAUGAAAUAGAUGGAGCAUUUUAUUUAUACUGUUAACGCCUGUCACUACUUUUCCUCUUCUUAGGCCAAGUGAUCUUUUGCAACAGACUGUAACUCAAUGCCUUACCUCUCAUCUUGCUACCGUGUAACCUCAUAUAUACUAUAUACUGUCCAUGUACUGCAUUAAUGAACUUGCAUCCCAGCAUGAAGAGCAGUUUGCUCAAAAAAAAAGUGCCUGUGGGUCUUGUUUUUCAUUUCUUCAGGACCUCUUAUCUUUAUCUUUUUAUAUGUCAAAUAACAUCACGUAAUAAACAAUUUAA